AUGUGUAAAUACUACCUCACCACCCCCCUCUGCGGCCACACCACCCUCCUAGCCGGCCCCUCCUGCUACGCCCUCUUCGCCCAACUCCAACGCAUCAACAACCCCGUCGAGCGCGCCCGUCCCGGCCUCCCCUUCGAUGUCCCCCCAGCCUGUCUCCCAAACCCUUGGAAUAUAAAUGUGUUGUACACCGGUGACUAUUGUUGUGUGGAGUGUAGGAAUAAUGGGAGUGUGGGGUGGGUGGAGGAGAGGAGGGGGUUUGGGGAAGGGGGACAGAGGGGCUGGUGUGGCGAGAGGGAUGCGAGGUUUGGGCCGGGGAGUGAGAGGAUUGGGGUUGGGUGGAGGUGUUGA
Glarea lozoyensis ATCC 20868 is the source of this 348-nucleotide messenger RNA. RefSeq lists its product as uncharacterized. Lineage: Eukaryota; Fungi; Ascomycota; Leotiomycetes; Helotiales; Helotiaceae. Bases 1 to 348 code for a protein of 115 amino acids. The record is from RefSeq and is a predicted model, not a curated record. The transcript has a single exon.